CCGUACUUCACUUAAAGGAGAGGUCCCGUUGAGUCGUCAGGGAUCUUUUGUAUCUUGACACUUUAUUGUCCAGGACUGACUCGACGAAAAGACCACAUUUGCCCAAGCAGGAGGUCGUGGACUCAGCAGUCUCAGCAGUUUCAGCUCAUGCGGAUGAACCAAGUGGAUGCGUCUAAACAGGGUCCAGCUGGAGGCUUGAAAAAUGGGCCGAGAGGCUAGCCAGCGAUUGGUAGAGGAGAAGAGGUGCAGACGAGCCGCAAUGCAAUGCAAUGCAAUAGGAGGGCGUUCGAUCUCGUUUUGGCUGGGGCUGGAGUGCCGCCGAACUUGGCCUUUGGAGUGGUUCGCUCAUUGGUCCUGGGACUCCAGUUGCGCCCGGUAGAUCUUACAGCAUGGAGGUACACCUCCGCAAUCCCUCGUUUGAUUCGGCUAAAGGGCGCGGAUUCCCCGUCAACGAAAACUGACACAGGGCCGGAAAAGAAGCCUUCCUUCUUUAGGGUACAGCUCCGAGUUUUAUGUAGAGGGAAACAAAGAGACAACGGGGAACAUGUCCAUGAAGGCAUAAGGAAUCCAUUCAUGGCGCAUUGACAGUGCUGCAGUAAAUAAGAUUUAAUUAUCAGCUUCUGCUCUGUACCCGAUGCAUCCGGAUUCCUGAUGGAGGGAAAAAGGAAAACGUGAGGGGCCCUGCAUGGCUUAAUGUGGGUUCUAUUCUACUGAGCUCGGGGGUCUGGGUGUGAGAUAAUGGUUGCAGAAAGCCUACCCUGUAGGCAGAAAGCAGAACUAUCCUACCACCAUCUGCACCAUGUAAGGCAGAUGGUGGGGCUCCCCAAGGACGAACACAAUAUUAAAAGCAAGGCGGAUAGAUGUCGAGAUAUGGAGCUAAGCAGGUGAACAUGUUCUCGUAAGGUUCUGGUCACUUGUCUGUAGCGCUCAGCUUUCCAGACACAGAGCCAGCCAGCCGAAACCCAGCCCUGG
Molecule: messenger RNA, 972 nt
Organism: Marchantia polymorpha subsp. ruderalis
Lineage: Eukaryota; Viridiplantae; Streptophyta; Marchantiopsida; Marchantiales; Marchantiaceae
Source: the annotation of a GenBank genome assembly